ACAAUGUUCCUAUCAAAACGAUUUAUCCGCGAGUGAAGUCGUGGAUCAUGUUUAUAUUUAUCAACAAUAACAUUCAUAAAAUAAAAGUUUUAAAAAAAGAGAGAAACGUAUCAGUACGUCAAUGAUCGCGGCAAGCACGCGUUGCGCAAGGUCGAUUCGCUGCCAACCUGCAGUAGCUCACUGAAGGUGGCAACAUUGACGCGGCAAGUUCCCGGCAGUGACGCCGCGAGCGGUUCGUGGGUCGCGUUCACGAGUAUCGUAUUCAUUGUCGUCGUGCGGCAUCAGGAUGUCGAUUCCUUUCUCCGGUACUCUCCAACGUUCUGGAGGGUUGAUGUCCGCGAUUAUUAAACAACUGAAGCGCGUCGAUCUAAAGCCCGUCAAUAGGAUCUACGUUCGUUUCGACCCCUUCAAUGUGCAGAGCAAGCAGACGAGAGACUUUCUGUUUUACAUUAGCGCUCCGAAAACUCGUGCGACGAAUCCGCAGUGUUCGCUGAAAACAGAGGUCGUGUCCGAUCGUUCCGAGCCAACCGUCACGUUCAGUCUUCAGUCGGGUGAAAAAGUGGUAUUAAAAACGGCCCUUUUAACAAGCUUGAACAUUUUGGAGCUUUACAACAAGCACAUCACUAGCCUGAUUCCGCCCGAUCCGGCCAAGCUCGAGGCUGAAAAAGCCCUCUUAGAAGAGAAGAAAAAGAAGAAAAAGCGGCCGCAUCAUAGAAUUAAAUUGUGGAGCAAGCGUAGAGGAGUGUUUCUCUAAUAGUUUCAUUGGCGACUUAGCGAGGCGCUUACGAUUGUCUUGCAGGAUUUUCCACUUGCUAAACAUCGAAAGACGCUCGAUUUAUAUUAAAUGAUAAUCUAGAAAUUUAAUUUCGUGCAAUCCAAAUAUUUGCGGUAAGCCAAUCGUGUAAAAGGAAAACGCUUUUACUUAUUUAGAAUGUAUGGGAAGGAUGAUAGCUUAAAAAUGUCGA
Molecule: messenger RNA, 965 nt
Organism: Monomorium pharaonis (pharaoh ant)
Lineage: Eukaryota; Metazoa; Arthropoda; Insecta; Hymenoptera; Formicidae
Gene: mRpL53
Product: 39S ribosomal protein L53, mitochondrial
Exons: 4
Coding region: 287-754 (155 amino acids)
Cellular component (GO): mitochondrial large ribosomal subunit
Source: RefSeq, a predicted model, not a curated record